CGGACAAAAUGAACGAAAGUUUAGGUCAAAUUUUGUGGUCAAAAAUGCAUGAAAUUACCACACAAUCUACUGUACAACAUUUCUUUAAGUCUAUAAAGGUUUGGAUUGAAAAGCCACAUGUUGUUAAUAGGCGAUUGAGCGGUUCUUUGACUCUUAGGAAUACCUUUUUGUCACGUUCAUUUUGUAAGGAACUGAUGGCAUUUGUGAUGUCUGACUGUAGCAUAGGAUCGUGCGAUGUUUGUACUAAAAUCGAUGGAUAUUCAAACACUGAUGGUGCAGUUGGGGAAAGUAAUCCAAUUGAUGAAAACAGCUCAAUUGAAAUAAUACUAAGGAGGUUGCUUCCUCGUUUAAUGGCUAAAAGCGAUAGACUUGUGGAGCUUGUUCUUGUAGACAAGAUAAAAAAAGAGGUUUUAUUCAUGCCGGUAUGCACUGAGAAGCCUGAGAAAGAAGCCUUCAAUGAUGGUCAGCAAAACAACCAUACAGAAGUGAUGCCAUAUAAAAUUUCAUACUUGCAGUAUUCUGACACUGAUAUUAGMAUUACAUUGCACAUUUCUGAGAAUGCAUUGGCAAGAUUCCCAUCAGAUAAUAAAGGAGGUGAUGGCAUUGUCUGUCCAUCAAUCAAAUGGCUUAGGGAUCAGCUUUUACCAAAACUGAACAAGUGGGCAGAGAAUCCAGAGAAUAAAUCUAAAGGAUCCUUAAGAUUGAUUUCUUUGGAGCGAUAUACCAUAUUAUACCAGACUUUGAAGGAGAAAUAUGGCUGGGAUCUUGUCAAGAAAUGGCCAGAAAACACUGAUCCACAAAAAUUUGUUUUUGAAGAUAUUGCCAUAGCUACAUAUUUGAUUAUCCUGUGGGAAGUAGAAAGAGAGAGGAUGAAUUUAAAAGAAAAACAAAGUUUUGUUGACUUAGGAUGUGGCAAUGGUCUUUUGGUAUAUAUCCUUUGUAAAGAGGGGUACCCUGGCUCAGGCAUUGAUGUCAGAAGGAGGAGGAUUUGGGAUCUGUAUGGUCCUGAGGUACCAUUAGAGGAAAGGCCUCUAGAUCCAACAGUUGCUGGUCUAUUUCCUAAAGUGGAUUGGUUGAUUGGGAAUCAUUCUGACGAGUUAACGCCAUGGAUACCAGUCAUGGCUGCAAGAUCAUCUUAUCAUACAAGAUACUUUGUUUUGCCUUGUUGCUUUUAUGACUUCAAUUGUAAGUAUGUUCGCAAAAACAACAAGUUAUCACAGUAUCAUGGCUACCUAGAGUUUGUCAACCAUGUUGGGAUUAGCUGUGGUUUUCAAGUAGAAGAAGACAUGUURAGAAUACCAUCAACAAAACGAAUUUGCCAGAUAGGUCAAUCUAGAACAUACCCAGAGGAACACAAGGACAUCAUGGAAACUAAAAUCAAGAAUUUAAUAAGAGAAAGAGGUUGUGAUAUUGACUCUGGACAGCAACCACAAACAUUUCAAAUAUCAACCAAGUCUACCAAUGAUGUCCCUACCAGGGAAACUCAUGACACAUUAUCUGAAUCAGAAAAAAGUAUUGAAACUAAAGUAAAAUGUUCCAAUGAUUCAGAGGAUAUUGAUGGAGGACCUCCUUGCAAAAAACCUGUUCUUGUUUCUGAACAUUCAUCUCACAAUGCCUUCCAGCCAAGGGAGCAAAGGAUAGAAGUGAAGAAUUGCUCACAACUCAGCAAAUCACUAAAAGAAUUUAUUGUUGGUACUAUAUUACAAGCUUUAUUGAAGAAAGACCAUAAUAAUAGCUGUUGUGAAGGUGAACACAAACUAACAAGUACAGGGAAACCACUCAGAAUAUGGAGAAAAGGAGGAUCUAUAGCAUUAUCAGAAGCUGCAAAGUUGUUUGAYAAAGAUACACUAAAGAAAUUAAAAAAUGAAUGUGGUGGGAUACAAACCUUACUGCGUAACCAUCGGUUUAUAUUCAAAGUUGUUGGCGGCAUUGUUGAGCUCCAAGACUGGAGAGAUCAGUUACCAGGCCCCAAGCUGACAACUGGAGACCAUGAAUACUUGAAGAGACGUUAUGAYGCUCUGCGCAAUACCUCACUGUGCUGGUUUCAUUUUAAUCAUCCAGAUGGAUGUGUUUUACAAACAGAUCAAUGUCCAUAUGCUCAUAAUGAAAGUGACUUGAUAAACAGACCAUCACAAGAAUAUCUCAAAAAUCUGUAGAAAUUUCUUUUUACCUAAAAAAAUAGUUUUGGCAUGAUUUUGUCCAGGAAUAUAUCUCACUUUCUUUUGCUCAAUUAAACUUGAAAAAACUACUAAGAGUAGAUGUUGCUUGAAUGCAUAUAAAUAUCAAACAGUCAAAUAUUAAUUUUAUUGCAUAUAUUAAUCUAAAAUUAAAAUUGUGAAUGAAUUUUCCACAAUUUUUUCCUAAAAAUUAUAAAUUCUAUAAUCAAYUUUAAAAUACACAAUCAUUACUAUACAUAAGAUUGUUUUAUAUCAAACAUUGCAGUGAGGUCAAUCAUGAUUAAAAUAAUGAAAUAAAUAAUCAAUUUCCAAUCAGACCAUCCGAUGGUAGUGUAUUUACAUAUUUUAUCUUACUACAAUAAAACUUCUUGCUUUAUUUUCAAUCCUAGGAUGGAAUUAUAGAUUGUAAUCCAUCAGUCAGUCUCAGUUCGCUCUUUUUUGUGAUUAUAGUAAGGAUACACAAUGGCUAUAGACCACUUGCAUGUGAUGUCAAAGAAGCUUCAUCUGGAUG
Molecule: messenger RNA, 2688 nt
Organism: Exaiptasia diaphana
Lineage: Eukaryota; Metazoa; Cnidaria; Anthozoa; Actiniaria; Aiptasiidae
Product: probable tRNA (uracil-O(2)-)-methyltransferase
Exons: 11
Coding region: 9-2156 (715 amino acids)
Biological process (GO): tRNA methylation
Molecular function (GO): tRNA (uridine) methyltransferase activity; metal ion binding
Source: RefSeq, a predicted model, not a curated record